GGAAUGUCGACCGGAGUUAUGUAAUGUCCACUUGGCCAACCAGUGUCCACAAGGGCUUCUGUCGACCAACAGCCUUCAGUCAGCAUGCUCUUCGCGAGCAGCAGCGUGGUCGCCAAGUCGUUCCGUCAAGUCUCAGAGUUCCUGAAGCUACGGUCUCGCCCGCUACCCUGCUACUCGCUAGAGGAGGUGGGCUCUCACGACAACUACCACGACUGCUGGAUCAUACUGUUCGACAAGAUAUACAACGUCACCGACUUUAUACAUUUGCACCCUGGAGGAGAAUCGAUUAUUCUGGAGCAUGCCGGACGAGACGCUACGUUCACCUUCUUGUCCGCUGGCCAUUCCGAGCACAUGAUGGCUGUGCUAAGUAACUACCUAGUGGGCAAGCUACCAAGCUGCGAGCACAUCUUCGAAACUGAAGAAAGCAACACUGAUUAGAUAGAACAUUCCAAGAGCUAGACCAAUUAAUUGUGAUUACCGCUUUGUGCAGUAAAUAAUACUUACAAGCAAUAAAGCGUUAGUAUAUAAGUGAAAUGUUCCUUCCAGCUCAAGAGGAUGUAUAAAACUAAAUAUUCAGUGCACUGUUGUUUUAAUGCCUUUUAAACCAUUAGGUGUUGGUAAAAUAGUUAGUUUUUCCAUUAUCAUAUUAUAAUCAAUAAGAUGGGGUCGCAGAUGGAUGUAUUUUAACCCAAUAAAUAAAGGAUGUAUGUAGAGUGAAGGGAGAUGCCCUGAGUUGCUUUGUUAAUGUCUCGUUUACACUAGAGUUUGGAAAACGUGUUCAAACAAAAGUUUAGAGCAAUCUAAAUACUUGUUUUUGGUUGAAAAAUAUUGAUGUUUACAACAAAAUUUUUCGCAAGAAAUCAGGCAUAUUUUUUACACCUACUUUUUUCUAGCGUGUUUACACUGAAGUAGUACAGUGUACAGUGCAGACAUUAAUCCACACCAGAGAGUAUCACAUCCACAGAUCAUGCCUAUAUCCAAAAUUCGUGACCUCCAAGUAGUUGGAUUACAGGACGACACCACGGUCCCAGUCUUGUGUUGGUAUGUAUGUACUUUUGAAAACUCAU
Macrosteles quadrilineatus (aster leafhopper) is the source of this 1067-nucleotide messenger RNA. RefSeq lists its product as uncharacterized. The coding region runs from base 85 to 438 and encodes 117 amino acids. The record is from RefSeq and is a predicted model, not a curated record. Gene Ontology annotation, cellular component: intracellular membrane-bounded organelle; membrane. Gene Ontology annotation, molecular function: heme binding. The transcript is spliced from 3 exons. NCBI's taxonomy places the organism in Eukaryota, Metazoa, Arthropoda, Insecta, Hemiptera, Cicadellidae.